AGCUUCAGCUUUGGCACUGACGUCAUCGUUUUGGGUGUCAAAGAUUUUCGCAAAGCCAGUUUCUUCUUCCAACGUCCAAACCGAGUGGAUCCCACGCCUCGAUCAUCGGCAAAGUCAGCUGGGGAGAAGCCAAGAGCUUCAACCUUGCACCAUUUCUUGAUGCCUUUGGCUACUGUCUCAAAGCAGAUCAACUAUCUUGCCGCCAGAGAGCACAAUUUCCAGGCCAAGCUGUCCUGUCAGCAUUGUUUGCAAUUUAUAAUUAAUUAUUCGUUAGGAUGAUGCGAUUCUCCUUCCUUCUGUGCCUGGCCCUUUUUGUUGGUGGAACCACGGCAUUCCAAGUUUCCACUCCCAAGGUUGCUGCCAGCCAUGUUGUGCCCAAGUUCUUCUUUGGCAGCAGUGAGACAGCCCUGCAAAUGAGCAGUUCCAACGAAGACCAAAAGAAGAAAACGAAAGGACCAUUCGAUGAAGGAUUGCGAACCAAAUUGGUUUCAGAGAGUAUUGCACCCUGGAGGACUCUGCGAUUGUUCCUCUACGGAUCAUUGGGAUCUGGUGCCGCUGUGGGUGGAUUCAUCACUCUGGCGGGAACAUUGGCUGCCCUUAGUGGUGCCAGGACCGAUGUCGACUUGAAUACCGAGUACGUUAACUUGGCCAUUGACUUUGGAGCCGUCUUGGCAUUUGCAGUAUUGGCCAAAUUUGAUUUGGACAAGGGCGCUGAAUUGGAGGGAAAAGUCGACGAAAAGAUUGAACGAAAACGACAACAAAAGGGAGUCGUCCGUGAAAUGAAAAAGAGAGAAAAGGAACUACAAAACUUGGACUUGGAAAUUCAAGUAUCGCUCGAUGGGACCACCAAAACGGCUUCGGUCCGAGAUCUACAACCGGGGCCAAACAACACAUGA
Seminavis robusta is the source of this 896-nucleotide messenger RNA. NCBI's taxonomy places the organism in Eukaryota, Bacillariophyta, Bacillariophyceae, Naviculales, Naviculaceae. The record is from the annotation of a GenBank genome assembly.